AUGAUCUUCAAGCACAUUCCAGGAGUGGAGACCAUGAUGGAUGACAUCAUCGUCUGGGGGUCCACAAAAGAAGAACACGACAUGAGAGUGAGACAAGUGCUGGACCUGACACGGAAAGUCAACCUAAAACUAAACGAGGACAAAUGCGAGUUUGUCUGUACGGUGCGCUGUCAGAAGUUCCUCAUCUCUCGUGUUGGUGAAGACUGGAUCUUCCUCAUCCUCCUGGGUCUACUGAUGGCUCUGGUCAGCUGGGUGGUCGACUUCGCUAUUGCCAUCUGUCUACAAGCACAGAAGUGGAUGUACGGAGGCCUGGAGAGUAAUGUGUUUCUCCAGUACCUGGCCUGGGUCACCUACCCUGUGGUGCUCAUCACCUUCUCAGCUGGCUUCACACAGAUACUGGCCCCACAGGCCGUAGGUUCAGGUAUCCCAGAGAUGAAGACCAUUCUGAGGGGUGUAGUGCUGAAAGAAUACCUCACCUUUAAAACCUUUGUGGCCAAAGUCAUCGGUCUCACCUGUGCCCUGGGCAGUGGCAUGCCUCUGGGCAAGGAGGGUCCGUUUGUUCACAUUGCCAGUCUGUGUGCUGCACUCCUCAGCAAAUUCAUGUCUCUGUUUGGUGGAAUCUACGAGAAUGAGUCGAGGAACAUUGAGAUGUUGGCAGCUGCCUGUGCUGUGGGGGUGGGCUGCUGUUUCGCUGCACCUAUAGGAGGUGUGCUGUUCAGUAUUGAGGUAACCUCUACGUUCUUUGCGGUGAGGAAUUACUGGAGAGGGUUCUUCGCUGCCACCUUUAGUGCCUUCAUCUUCAGAGUCCUGGCCGUGUGGAAUAGAGACGAGGAGACCAUCACAGCUCUGUUUAAAACCCGUUUCCGUCUGGACUUCCCCUUUGACCUCCAGGAGCUCCCAGCCUUCGCUGUCAUUGGUAUUGCCAGUGGUUUUGGCGGGGCAUUGUUUGUCUACCUGAACAGAUUGAUAGUCCAGUUCAUCAGGAAACAGAAGACCAUCAACAAGUUCCUCAUGAAGAAGCGUCUGCUGUACCCAGCCCUGGUCACUCUGCUGGUGUCUACGCUAACCUUUCCCCCCGGCUUCGGACAGUUCAUGGCAGGCAAGCUGACCCAGAAGGAGUCCCUGGUGACGUUGCUAGACAACCGGACAUGGGCCAAGCAGGGCAUAGCUGAGGGGUUUGACUACAUCGGCAACUCCCAGGCCUGGAAUCACCCCCAGGUCAACGUCUUUGUCACCCUCGUCCUCUUCAUCGUCAUGAAGUUCUGGAUGUCUGCUCUGGCUACCACCAUCCCUGUGCCCUGUGGAGCCUUCAUGCCUGUCUUCGUCAUUGGGGCAGCUUUUGGCCGUCUGGUCGGGGAGAGCAUGGCCGCCUGGUUCCCUGAUGGCAUCCACUCUGAUGGCACCAUCUACCCCAUAGUGCCAGGAGGGUACGCCGUCGUGGGUGCGGCGGCCCUGUCUGGAGCGGUGACCCACACGGUAUCGACGGCGGUCAUUGUGUUUGAGCUGACGGGUCAGAUCAGCCACAUCCUGCCGGUGAUGAUAGCGGUGAUACUGGCCAACGCCGUGGCCCAGUCCCUCCAGCCCUCGCUAUAUGACUCCAUCAUCAGGAUCAAGAAACUACCUUACCUCCCUGAGCUGGGCUGGGGACACCACGAGAAGUAUAAUAUUCGUGUGGAGGACAUCAUGAUCAGGGAUGUGAUGUACAUCACCCUCAACUGCUGCUACAGAGACCUGCAUGAUGUACUGCUGGCCGGACACCUCAAGACCCUAGCCCUGCUCGAGUCCAGUGAGUCGAUGAUCCUGCUGGGUUCUAUUGAGCGUGCCCAGCUCCAGGCCCUCCUGUCCCUACAGCUGGGCCGGCCACGGAGGCUAGAGUACCUGAGAGACCGGGCUACUGCUGAAAUGAAGCGCCUGUCGAUGGUCUCCCACCCGGGCAGCGAGGACGGCUCCCAGAGGGUUAACCAGGAGGUCCGGUUCCAGAUCUCCACAGAGGAGUCUUCCUUCAGUUCCACCCCUACCCCCUCCAUGAAGCCACUGAAGCCGGCCCUGAAGAGACCCUCUGUGGUGGACCGCCCUCCUGAUAUACACAUGCCCACAAGUCCACAGGACGACUCUGGCAACACCUUAAAGAAUCUCUUCUGUGUCAACCCUGAGACAGAAGGCCUGGAGGAUGACUUCGAUGUGGAUGAUGACAUGACCAUCAGAGAGAUUGCAGAGUGGGAGGAGAACCAGCUUGACGAGCAGGUGAACUUUGACAACUGCAAGAUCGACCCCGCCCCCUUCCAACUGGUGGAGCGCACCUCACUACAUAAGACCCACACCAUCUUCUCUCUGCUGGGGUUGGACCAUGCCUACGUCACCAGCAUUGGACGACUCAUCGGAGUGGUGUCCCUCAAAGAGCUGCGGAAGGCCAUCGAGGGCUCUGUGGCGGUGAAGGGGGUGAAGGUGCGCCCCCCUCUGUCCAGUUUCCGGGACAGCGGCACCAGUGGCACCAGCAGCAGCAAUAGCGAGAACGAAGCCACAGAGCUCCACAAGCUGUGGGACCGCCACAAGUCCAUGUCCCUCCCCCGGGAGCACCUGGCCUCUGACUCUGACGAGAAGUCCCAGUGAGGGGGAUGGGGACAGGGAGAUGGGGACAUAUUUUUGGGAGAGGUAUAUUGGAUGGGGAUUGGGACAGGUAAAUGUAGACAGGUAUAUUGCCGAGGAGGGGGGAGGAGUAGGAUGAGCGUUGACCCCCCCCCCCCCACUUAGAAACCACAACCGAUGCUGCAACCUCAUAGCUUGGAUCAAUAUUUAAUUCUGGAAUAUAGAGUUCUCGCUUCCUCUCCUUGCCUUCCUUUCCAUCCCUCUCUCCUUUACCCCUCCUCCCGGUGGGCCUUUGGGCCCUGCACUUACUCAACUCUUAUGGAGGAGGGAUUGACUCACCACAGACUGGACCCUGCUCUCCACUAGGUUUGGGGGGGCCCACAACAGAAUAGAUCUGUGUGUUAGGGAGGGGAGAGGAGUUAAGGUGUCACUGCUUAACAAAGUUUGUCAGAACAAAAUGUAUAGAAUGUGGUUUGACUGUAAAAGGGAUUGCAUUUUCUUUUUUUGCCAACUUUGGUAUUGGUGAGGAAAUGUUCAAAGUUUGUUUGCAUUUUGUGGACCUGUAAACGUUUCUUUCUGACCAGUCUUCCAUAUGCAGACGGUUCAACAGUGAUAAGAAGAUAGGCUUGUGUACCGGUAUGGAUGUGAGUGUAUAUUGAGUGCAUGGACGUAUUGGUUUGUAUGUAUUUACACGAAGAAGGUAGAGAAACCAACCACCUGCUUUAAUUCCUUUGUGAUUUGAAUCUUCUUAUCAGACACAUUUCAGUCUUAACAUUCCAGCUGUGUUCUAGUUUGUUCCCAUCUGUUUUAGUGACCUGGAACUGGAAAUAAGUAGCCUAGUGGUUAGAGCGUUGGGCCAGUAACCGAAAGGUCGCUGGUUCGAAUACCUGAGGCAACAGGGUGAAAAGUCUAUCUUUGAGCAACACUUAACCCUAAUUUGCUCCAGGUGUGGCUGACCCGGUAAAACAACAACAACACAUUUCCCUGCAACUAUCUGUGACAAUAAAAUGUCAAUUUUUUUCACCUUGCCUCUGUAGAGAGAACCACAUACUGUUCUGGUCUCACAUUGGGAGAUGUCUUCACCACUCUCUCUCUGUCCUCUCCCUCUACCCCUAUUCUUUUCUGUGUUACAUUAGUGCUUGAGUCUGGGUGAGAGAAUAGUCUACUCUAUGCAAACAGAUGUACAGUAUGUAUGUAGGUAUUCUGUAGAAUGGUGAAAACAUGUGUUAACAUUUACCUUUCAGCAUGCUUCAACACACAUGCUGUGCACUCCUUUAAGAAAACACGGCCUCAAAAACACACACACAGAUUUUAAUAAGAGCCAGUCCAAGAGAAGAGGGCUUUCUCUAGGUGUAGCUCUUAAUAACCCUAACUGAGUAUGUUGGGCUAGGGAGGGGGGAGGAAGAGGGAGAGUGAAUGGAAGAAUGAAAGAUCACAGAAUGAAAGCAUUUUCUGUUAUGUAAUCUGCUGCGUUAGGGAGUUUUCUUCAAUAGAACCCAGGGUAGCUUUCUGGUUGGCCAACUUCACAUCCCCACUGUCCACUAUCCAGUAACACUACGGUGAUCAGAGUAAGGUCAGACCCAGACCACAUAGAACCAGUUUAAAUAAUGCUGACCAGUAGCCAACUGACUGAAACUAGAUAUCUGAACUAACUGACCAAUGAUCAAACACUACAGCCCAUCCAUACUGACCAAUUAGAAGCCGUCAGCAUUACCGAUCGGUGAUCUAUACAUGAACUAUGAUAAAGCACUCCAUUCCUACUACAGUAUGAUUUAUCAAUAGUCCUACUGAUGUAUAGACCUGCCUAGAGGAGGUCUGGUUAUAUGGUUAAGAGUCUGACCUCUUGAUUUUGACUUAUUCAUGUAUUUUCCUCACGACAGUUGCUGGCUUUUUUAAUGUGCUGCAUGGUUUCCUUAGUCAUUUGAAUGUAUUUAACUAUUAAGUAUGUUUUGCUUGGUGAUAUAAGCUCCAUACUGCACAAGCCCAGUGUGCAGCUUCCAAUCAGAUCACAUACAGUUCCUUAUUGAAUUGUCGGGCAAAAAAAAAGUAAGUAUGGCCACUACUCGUUUUCUUUCAGUCUCUCACUCGCUCAUUCGCUCUCUCUCACUGAUUGAUUAACAGGCAGGGGUCAUUUUGAGGCUUCUUUCUUCCUCUCUCCUUUGUAAUGUUUGCACUGAAAGGCCUGAUGCCUCUGAAAAGGACUGAGCAGAGUCACUUCCUGUGUCAAACACUCCUUCCACCUGCAAUUGUUGUUAUUUGGAUUUUACUGUUUUCACCCAGCAAUGUCAUAAUUUCUGCUCACAUACACAAGCUCAGAGUAUCUGACUGUGGUUAUACACUUUCAGAUUCCUUAUUCAGUGCCACAUUGAAUAAAGCACACACACACAUACACACACACACACUGACUGACAUUGUUAUUGCAUGAAUAGGUUUUAAUUUCAGUGGUGAGUUCUUGCCUUGUUCACCACCACUGAAAAGAAAAUACACACACACACAUAUACAUAAACACACACACUAACAUGUUCACAGACUGACAUGCCCAUCCUCACAUGCAGAGAGAGACACUCACACACCUUGAGUGACAGCAUGGCUUUGCAUGAAGGAGUGCAUGUGACUUUGAAGGCUGUGUUUUCAUAUUGUUAGAACUUUGACCAACAGAACAUAUGAGAAAUAUUCUGUUGUAUAUACAGGGUUGGGUAGGUUACUUUCUAAAUGUAACCCUGUGUGUAUAUCAUUUUAAUGGACAAUGUCAAUAUGCUGAUGGCUAUUUUGUUGAAUGUUUUUAUUCUCACUUAUUUUGCAUGUUUUCUCAUUGAAUUAGUUUUGAUCUAGGUUUGAUUGGCAUUCAUUCAUCCAAUGAGCUUUAAUCAUGGCUUAUUUUGGAAAAGGAGAUGGGCUUUUUGGGGAAUGUGUGGAUUUAAAACUUUGCUAUAGGUUUACAGAUUUAACAUAUUUAACAUCAUUGCUGUAAUACAUGAUUGUUAAUUUAAAAUCUAACUGAUCUACAUUGCUAUCUAUCGAGUUGCUCUUCCUGCAACUCCUUUUUAGUUUUUGUUGCGUAUUGCUCUUCCCUGUCUGAUUGUUAUAAAAAGGUCCAAUGUUCAAUGUUUUUCCAGCCUUGCAGCAUGUACCCAACAUUUCUACAAUGUUUAUAUAUGUAAUUUGUAUAAUGCAAAUAACACUAUAAAGUAAGCAGAAUGAGACCCACUACCUGAAGUAACAGGAACAUUUAACCAACGUUUAUAGAAUGUUUAAAGGACCCACGGGUGUUCUCGUGGUCCGUAUGACAUCGGCAUUUCACAAGUGCCUACAUCAUCCUGGCCCCUGCAUGGUAACAGGGGUAGGAUAGGUUUUCUCUGUAAAUGAAUGUGAUAAGUUUGAGGGAUAGAAAUAACUACCCAUGUCUCUGCAUUUGAUAUAUAUACACACACACACACGGAGGAUGUGUCAGUACAGUGUGCAAUUAUCCAUAAUCACCAUGGCAACUCUCCGUUGUCAGUCCCCAAGCUUGCCAAAGGGACCAGCGAAAAUGCACGUUUGAUUUGCUUUAGUGUUUGUAUUUUUCAGAUGGGUUUUUCAUUAUUUUGUGUUUCUCUUUAGUCAUUUUCUUCUUAUUUUCCUUUUCCGUUGUCUAUGGCAUCAUUUACUACAAGAUAGAUAUUUUAGGGCAGGCACAUAUUUAUUAAUAGGUGUUAAUCAAAAUAGAAGAAUCUGAUUUGUUCGUUUUUUUAUUAUUUCUAUUUGAAUGAUUAGAUUAUCAACUUGUGCAAUAAUGAUUGUUCAUCUCACUUUCUAACCAGAUUUUAAUAUAUGACUUGACAUGAAUGUAAGAACCUUAUUUUUUGUGAAGAAAUUGAAAAAUGUUAAACAAUAUGUAUGUAAUGACACACACUGUCUGUUUGGUCCCAGGCCAUUUCUGGAUUCUGCUGCUUGUACUGUCUCUGUCUGACUCUGGACUGUAUGAUGUGUUAUAGGCCCACUACGGAAACCCACUGGGGUCGAACCAGCCAGCGCUUAACAAGUCCAGUGCUAUUUUUCAACAAAAAAAAUAAUA
This is a messenger RNA of Salvelinus namaycush (lake trout), 6640 nucleotides long. Its product is annotated as chloride channel protein 2-like. Gene Ontology annotation, biological process: transmembrane transport; chloride transport. The transcript is spliced from 22 exons. Gene Ontology annotation, cellular component: membrane. The coding region runs from base 1 to 2610 and encodes 869 amino acids. Gene Ontology annotation, molecular function: voltage-gated chloride channel activity. The record is from RefSeq and is a predicted model, not a curated record. NCBI's taxonomy places the organism in Eukaryota, Metazoa, Chordata, Actinopteri, Salmoniformes, Salmonidae.